Molecule: messenger RNA, 1473 nt
Organism: Magnusiomyces paraingens
Lineage: Eukaryota; Fungi; Ascomycota; Dipodascomycetes; Dipodascales; Dipodascaceae
Exons: 1
Coding region: 1-1473 (490 amino acids)
Biological process (GO): rRNA pseudouridine synthesis; mRNA pseudouridine synthesis; snRNA pseudouridine synthesis
Cellular component (GO): box H/ACA snoRNP complex
Molecular function (GO): pseudouridine synthase activity; RNA binding
Source: RefSeq, a predicted model, not a curated record
AUGGGUAAAGACGUGGAAAUGAAAGACGCCGAAGUCGAAGACUUUGUCAUUAAGCCUGAAAACAGCAAGGCGGCUCCAGAUACCAGUAAUUGGCCUCUGCUGCUCAAGAACUAUGAUAAGCUUCUGGUGAGAAGCGGCCACUACACUCCCAUUCCAGUCGGCUGCUCACCUCUGAAGCGAGAUCUCAAGUCAUAUAUUGCCUCCGGCAUCAUCAACCUCGACAAGCCCUCUAACCCCAGUAGUCACGAGGUUGUUGCCUGGAUAAAACGUAUUUUGCGUGUCGAGAAGACUGGUCACUCCGGUACUUUGGAUCCUAAGGUCACGGGCUGCCUGAUUGUCUGUAUUGACCGUGCUACGCGUCUCGUCAAGUCCCAGCAGGGUGCUGGUAAGGAGUACGUUUGUAUCGUCCGACUUCACGAAGCUCUUAAGGAUGAGAAGGAUAUGGGCCGUGCCCUUGAGCAGCUUACUGGUGCUCUUUUCCAGCGUCCCCCUCUUAUUUCUGCCGUUAAGCGUCAGCUUCGUGUGCGUACCAUUUACGACUCCAAACUUUUUGAGUUUGAUAACGACCGCCAUCUUGGUGUCUUUUGGGCCUCGUGCGAGGCUGGUACUUAUAUGAGAACUCUGUGUGUUCAUCUGGGUAUGCUUCUUGGUGUUGGUGGCCACAUGCAGGAACUGCGCCGUGUCAGAUCGGGUGCUCUUUCUGAGUCUGACGAUAUGGUUACUCUUCACGAUAUCUUAGAUGCUCAGUGGCUUUAUGACAAUACCAAGGAUGAAUCCUAUCUUAGAAGAUGCAUUAAGCCUCUUGAGACUCUUUUGUUGGGCUACAAGCGUAUUGUUGUCAAGGACUCUGCAGUCAACUCUGUGUGCUAUGGUGCUAAACUUAUGAUUCCCGGUCUGCUCCGCUAUGAAGCUGGCAUUGAGAUGGAUGAUGAGGUUGUUUUGAUUACCACCAAGGGUGAGGCUAUUGCCAUUGGUAUUGCCCAAAUGUCUACUGUUGAUCUUUCUACUUGCGACCAUGGUGUUGUUGCCAAGAUCAAGCGUUGCAUUAUGGAGCGUGACACAUACCCCAGACGUUGGGGUCUUGGUCCUGUUGCUCAACGGAAAAAGCAGCUCAAGACUGAGGGCAAGCUUGAUAAGUUUGGCCGUCCUAAUGAGAACACACCCGACUCGUGGAAGAAGGAGUAUGUUGACCAUACCGCUCCUGCUGACGAGAGUGCUCCUGUCUCUGCCCCUGCUGUUUCUGCCCCCGCUGCUACUCCUUUGAUCAAGGAGAUUAAGGAGGUUAAGGAACCCAAGGAGGAAAAGAAGGAAGAGAAGAAGGAGGAUGAUGAGGAAAAGAAGGAAAAGAAAGAAAAGAAGGAAAAGAAAGAAAAGAAAGAGAAGAAAGAGAAGAAGGAAAAGAAGGAAAAGAAGAGAAAGGGUGAGGAGGAAGACGAGGAGAAGCCCAAGAAGAAGAAAUCUAAGAAGGAUUAA